Molecule: messenger RNA, 618 nt
Organism: Raphanus sativus (radish)
Lineage: Eukaryota; Viridiplantae; Streptophyta; Magnoliopsida; Brassicales; Brassicaceae
Product: plant UBX domain-containing protein 12
Exons: 1
Coding region: 93-539 (148 amino acids)
Biological process (GO): proteasome-mediated ubiquitin-dependent protein catabolic process
Cellular component (GO): nucleus
Molecular function (GO): ubiquitin binding
Source: RefSeq, a predicted model, not a curated record
UAAUAAAUAGAGAAGUUGCAAUCGCCUCAACAUCCACUCUUAAAAGUCAAAACACUCCCCCUGAAAAAAAAUACCACGAAAUUUAUAGUUCUAUGGCAAAAAGAUCAUUCGCGAUGCUUGAAUGCCAAUCACUCGUGGAGAAUUUAUCGCCGUCCGUAGAUAUAAAACGCCCAAAACGCUCUUCCGACACAACAGUAGCGGCCGACAGUACAACAACAACAUGUUUGUUCCCAAAAGCGGUUAUUGGAUACCCUGUAUUGUCCGAAGAACCAAAUAGUGAUUGGGAUAGAAGCUUUUUGUGUAGGAUCUGCGUUCGAUUACCCGACGGGAGAAGAGUGCAGAGAAGUUUCCUCAAAUCAGAUUCUGUUCAGCUUCUCUGGUCGUUUUGCUACUCCCAGAUUGACCAAUCCGAGAGGAACAAACCCUUCCAGCUGUUUCAAGCGAUUCCGGGCUAUUACAAGAAUCUUCAUUACGGAUCUUACACAAGUUUCGAACAAUCUGGGCUUGCCAACUCUUUGAUCUCUGUGACUUGGAUGUGAAGAAUAAGGUCUUUUUUUCUUGUUUAUUUUACUCAGUUUGUACUUUGUAAUCUCAAGUUCAUGGAAAAAGAUUUGAUCU